This is a messenger RNA of Tilletiopsis washingtonensis, 1212 nucleotides long. Its product is annotated as BAR-domain-containing protein. The record is from RefSeq and is a predicted model, not a curated record. Gene Ontology annotation, molecular function: protein binding; lipid binding. The coding region runs from base 1 to 1212 and encodes 403 amino acids. The transcript has 8 exons. Gene Ontology annotation, biological process: actin cortical patch localization; plasma membrane tubulation; endocytosis. NCBI's taxonomy places the organism in Eukaryota, Fungi, Basidiomycota, Exobasidiomycetes, Entylomatales. Gene Ontology annotation, cellular component: actin cortical patch; mating projection tip; medial cortex.
AUGAAGGGCGCGCUCAAGUUCGCCAAGCGCACGCCGCACCUGCUCACCGCAAAGGUCGGCCGCGCCAACACCACCGUCGACGCCGAGUUCGUCGAGCUCGCCAACCGCUUCGCCGUGCUCGAAAAGGGCGCCGAGCGCCUCGUCAAGGAUGUCGAGGCGUGGACGGGCGCCGUGAAGAGCAUGCUGCUCUCCUCGUCCGGCUUCUCCUCGCACUUCGCCGCGCUGUUUGCCCUCGACACGUCGGCCUCGUCGCACGCACGCGCCGCCGCGACGGCACAGAACCUGCCGCAGUUCGACGCGCACCUCGCCGAGCUGCGUGAGACACUCACGCCCGAGGUCGAGCUCGUCGAGAGCCGCGUGCUGGCGCCGGCGCGCGAGUACGUCGCCAUUGCCAAGGCGCUGCGCAAGAACGUGACGAAGCGCGACCACAAGCUCGUCGACUACGACCGGCACUCGGCCGCAUACACCAAGCUCCGCGACAAGAAGGAAAAGUCGCUCAAGGACGAGCAGAGCCUCUUCAAGGCCGAGCAGGACUUCGAGACGGCCGCCGCCGACUACGAGUUCUACAACAACGCCAUGAAGGAGGAAAUGCCGCGCUUCUUUGAGAUGAGCGCGCGCUUCGUCGGCCCGCUGUGGAACGGCUUCUACUACAUGCAGCUCAACAUCUUCUACCUCACGCUCGACAAGCUGCAGGUGUUCGCCGACGGCAAGUACGACAUCUCCGCCACGGCCACGCCCAGCAUCGAGGAGGCGUAUGUCAACGCGCUCGACGACGCCAGCGAGCGCCUCGAGGCGCUGAGCAUCCGCAAGCCGGCUGCGCACAGCGCGCGCGUGCUGGCGACCAACCCGAACCGCUCCGCCUCGCUCUCCUCGCGCACGUCACUGUCCGCCAAUGCGCCGUCGCGCACGGGCACACUCGGCAGCGCUCCUGCCGCCGCCGCACCGCCCGCAUACAGUGCCGGUGCCGCGUCACCCGUCGGCGGCAAGCGCGCCCCGCCGCCGCCGCCGCCGACGUCGAAGAAGCCGGGCGGCAAGCAGGUCGAGUACGUCACAGCGCUGUACGACUACGCCGCGACGGCCGAGGGCGACCUGAGCUUCCAGCAGGGCGACCGGAUAGAGGUCGUGGAGCGCACCGCGUCGACGGAGGACUGGUGGACCGGCCGGCUGAACGGCGUGCAGGGCGUCUUCCCAGGCAACUACGUGCGAGACUAG